Molecule: messenger RNA, 1913 nt
Organism: Acomys russatus (golden spiny mouse)
Lineage: Eukaryota; Metazoa; Chordata; Mammalia; Rodentia; Muridae
Gene: Dusp10
Product: dual specificity phosphatase 10
Exons: 4
Coding region: 200-1651 (483 amino acids)
Biological process (GO): protein dephosphorylation; negative regulation of JUN kinase activity
Cellular component (GO): cytoplasm; cytosol
Molecular function (GO): protein tyrosine/threonine phosphatase activity; MAP kinase tyrosine/serine/threonine phosphatase activity
Source: RefSeq, a predicted model, not a curated record
UCCGCCCCCCCCCGAAGCUUACAUUUACGCUGUGGCAAAAGAGAAAGUAACUCUGUGUUGCUGCUGGGGAUCAAUGAAGCUGAGUGAAUGGGGGCGCACUGCGCGAGCGCAUAGCUGGAGCCGGCGCCAGAUGGUGGAGGGCUACGCUUAUUGAUGAAACUCUUGAGUUCUUCUUGAAUUGCCAGUCUUCAGCCUCCUCAUGCCUCCAUCUCCUUUAGACGACAGGGUAGUAGUGGCACUGUCUAGGCCUGUCCGACCUCAGGAUCUCAACCUUUGUUUAGACUCUAGCCACUUUGGCUCUGCCACCCCAGGCAGCAGCAGCCACCCUCCUGUCAUUGCCGCCGCCGCCGUUGUGACCCUCAAGGCUACGAAUCUGACGUAUAUGCCCUCAUCCAGCGGCUCUGCCCGCUCCCUGAAUUGUGGAUGCAGCAGUACUAGCUGCUGCACUGUGGCAACCUACGACAAGGAUCACCAGGCCCAGACUCAAGCCAUUGCUGCAGGCGCUGCCACCACCGCCAUAGGAACCUCGACCACCUGCCCUGCUAACCAGAUGGUCAACAACAAUGAGAACACAGGCUCCUUAGGCCCAUCUGGUGGGGUGGGCAGCCCCGUGGCAGGGACUCCCAAGCAGCUAGCUAGCAUCAAAAUCAUCUACCCCAAUGACUUGGCGAAGAAGAUGACCAAAUGCAGCAAAAGUCACCUGCCCAGCCAGGGUCCUGUCAUCAUUGACUGCAGGCCUUUCAUAGAGUACAACAAGAGUCACAUCCAAGGCGCCGUCCACAUUAACUGUGCCGAUAAGAUCAGCCGGCGGAGGUUGCAGCAAGGCAAGAUCACUGUCUUAGACUUGAUUUCCUGUAGGGAAGGCAAAGACUCUUUUAAGAGGAUCUUUUCCAAAGAAAUUAUAGUUUAUGAUGAGAAUACCAAUGAGCCCAGCCGAGUGCCGCCGUCCCAGCCUCUUCACACAGUCCUCGAGUCCCUGAAGAGAGAAGGCAAAGACCCCCUGGUGUUGAAAGGGGGACUCAGUAGUUUUAAACAGAACCAUGAAAACCUCUGUGACAACUCCCUCCAGCUCCAAGAGUGCCGGGAGGUGGGGGGCGGUGCAUCUGCGGCCUCAAGUAUGCUACCUCAAUCUGUCCCCACCACCCCUGACAUCGAGAACGCGGAGCUGACGCCCAUCCUGCCCUUCCUCUUCCUCGGCAAUGAGCAGGAUGCUCAGGACCUAGACACCAUGCAGAGGCUCAACAUCGGCUACGUCAUCAACGUCACCACACACCUUCCCCUAUACCACUAUGAGAAAGGCCUCUUCAACUACAAGAGGCUGCCAGCCACUGAUAGCAACAAGCAGAACCUGCGGCAGUACUUUGAAGAGGCGUUUGAAUUCAUUGAGGAAGCUCAUCAGUGUGGGAAGGGCCUUCUCAUCCACUGCCAGGCCGGUGUGUCCCGCUCUGCCACCAUCGUCAUCGCCUACUUGAUGAAGCACACACGGAUGACCAUGACUGAUGCCUACAAAUUCGUCAAAGGCAAACGACCAAUUAUUUCCCCAAACCUCAACUUCAUGGGGCAGUUGCUGGAAUUUGAGGAAGACUUAAACAAUGGCGUGACACCACGGAUCCUUACACCAAAGCUGAUGGGCAUGGAGACAGUCGUGUGACAGGGGCAGGAUGGGAAGGGGCCAUGGCUCUGUUAGGAGUUGACCAGGAAGGAAGGGGGAUUCUGGCUUUGGUUUUUGUUUUCUGUUUUUCUUUACUUACUUACUUUUUGUUUUUUGUUUUUUAAGUUGGGGGAAUGUUUGUGAAAGGAAACAAACUUGUCCAAACUAUUUUAAUAAGUGUGAGAAGACUAUAACUUUUGAUGCCGUUGAGAGUCACUUCUCUUAAGCUGAUAUGGCAGGGAGGUUAAAGAGGUCUUUUUUU